Molecule: messenger RNA, 532 nt
Organism: Daphnia magna
Lineage: Eukaryota; Metazoa; Arthropoda; Branchiopoda; Diplostraca; Daphniidae
Product: 52 kDa repressor of the inhibitor of the protein kinase-like
Exons: 4
Coding region: 65-532 (155 amino acids)
Source: RefSeq, a predicted model, not a curated record
UUCCUUUUUUUCUCAAAUCGUAACGUGGAUUUUCGUUCGUCCAUGCUUUUGGUGUUUUUGGUCCAUGCUUUUCGCAGUCCCUAGUGUUCAUGCUAGUGCUUCAAGAAAUUUCAGGAUAAUGAAAGUAAAGUGUUGUGUUGCACAUUGUCCCAGCAAAAGUUAUGGGCCUGUAAUGUGUAACGUUUCUUGGCACAAAUUCCCAAGCGAUGAAAAUGUUUGUGAACAAUGGAUUAGAGAACUUUCCAAUAACUCAAAAACUGAAUUAAAGGAUGUUGUAGUAAAACACUUACGAAUAUGUAGUCUACAUUUCAAAAAAGAAGAAUUAAAAAUGAGUGGCACGGGAAGACAUUAUUUAUUAGGAAAUGCUGUUCCUACAAUUUUUCAAUCAUAUGAAAAGAGUGUUGGCAGUAAUCAUCCACACAGAAUACCUUUUCAAGAGUUAAAUAGCAAUGUAGCACCAGGGAAAAAUAUUGAUAGCAUUGAAACUAUUGAUGAUCGAUCAGGUUUAAACUGGAAAGACAGAUGCAGAUGA